Panicum hallii is the source of this 1617-nucleotide messenger RNA. RefSeq names its product homoserine dehydrogenase-like. NCBI's taxonomy places the organism in Eukaryota, Viridiplantae, Streptophyta, Magnoliopsida, Poales, Poaceae. The coding region runs from base 221 to 1381 and encodes 386 amino acids. Gene Ontology annotation, biological process: aspartate family amino acid biosynthetic process. Gene Ontology annotation, molecular function: NADP binding; aspartate kinase activity; homoserine dehydrogenase activity. The record is from RefSeq and is a predicted model, not a curated record. The transcript has 12 exons.
ACGCCAGGGAGACGAGCUCCUUUUGUGCGAGUACACGACGCGAGCACAUCACCCCCUCCUCUCUCCGUCGGAGCGUCCCAGGCGACGGCGGCGUCGACGAAGGAUUCCCGGCGGGCGGCGGCUCUUGGUGGACUCGACGGCCGUUGGAGGUUUGCCGGCGGAGGUUUCAGCAGGUCCUUGAUAGACUCUGCUUUCCUCCGGACGAAUCCAAGUUGGGCAAAUGCCGACGCCGGUGAAGUCGGUGCUCCCCGUGGUGCUCCUCGGCUGCGGCGGCGUCGGCCGCUACCUCCUCCGCCACAUCGUGUCCUGCCGUCCCCUCCACGCCAACCAAGGCGUGGCCAUCCGGGUGUUGGGUGUCGCCGAUAGCUCUUCCCUGCUCGUCGCCGACGACGUCCACUCAAGCGGCCUCGAUGACGCGCUCCUCACCCACCUCUGUGCCGCCAAGGCCGCCGGCUCUCCCCUGUCAUCCCUGCUCGGCCAAGUUUCAGGGAACUAUCAGCUGUUCAGGAACCCUGAGGCUAGGAGUAAAGUCAUUGACGCUGCUACCACGCUUGGAAGAACAACCGGUCUGGUACUAGUUGACUGUUCAGCAACCUAUGACACUGCUAGUCUGAUGAAGGAUGCCGUGGAUCAUGGAUGCUGCAUUGUAUUGGCAAACAAGAAACCUCUUACUGGUCCUUAUGAGGAUUUUCAAAAGUUGGUGUCCCACUUCCGUCAGAUAAGAUUUGAAUCUACUGUUGGAGCAGGUUUGCCUGUGAUAGCUUCUGUAACCCGUAUUAUUGCAUCUGGAGAUCCAGUUUCUCGUAUAGUUGGCAGUCUAAGUGGUACACUCGGUUAUGUGAUGAGUGAGCUGGAGGAUGGAAAGAGAUUUAGUGAAGUUGUAAAAACAGCCAAGUCUCUUGGCUUUACAGAACCAGAUCCACGUGAUGAUCUUGGUGGAAUGGAUGUGGCUAGAAAGGCGUUGAUCCUGGCUAGGCUUUUGGGGCAACAAAUCAGCAUGGACAAUAUCAAUGUUGAGAGUUUAUAUCCUAGCGAAUUAGGACCUGAUGCAGUAUCCACAGAGGACUUCCUUGAAAGUGGUCUAGUACAGCUUGACAGGAGCAUGGAAGAAAGAGUCAAAGCAGCAUCUUCUAGAGGAAAUGUUCUUCGCUAUGUCUGUGAGGUUGGAAGCAAAGGGUGCCAAGUAGGCCUUAAAGAGCUCCCAAAAGAUUCUGCGCUUGGUAGAUUGAGGGGAAGUGACAAUGUGGUGGAGAUAUACAGCCGAUGCUAUGAGAGCUCACCUCUGGUGAUCCAGGGCGCAGGAGCUGGCAACGACACCACUGCUGCAGGCGUUCUUGCUGAUAUAAUGGACCUCCAGGACCUGUUCCAGAGGACAGCAUGAUUGGUGUCCACGGCAUCUUGUUAGCACCAGAGCGUCUAAUUGUUGUGCGUAAUAGCAUCACCGAGUACGAGAGCGUCUAAUUGUUGGGGUCGUCGCAUGGACAUUUUUGUUCAUUGUAUCAGCUGCUGUGCUGUACGAAAAACUCCUGAUUGGCAAACUGAAUGAGGCGUGCGACGUUGGAACAGCACUGGCGAGCUUUUUCGAGAAAGAAAUGCUAAGGUCCCGUUCUUUUUUCC